GAUGCCAUCAGCUAAUGUGGUUGAUCAAUAGCCCAGCUUGCUAUAAGGUUUCAAAGCUUGUGGCUAAAAGCUGAUUGCACUGGAUCCAAAAUAAAUUUGAUCUAUUGGUUUCCACAAAUGUAGCAUAGCCCAGGAUGAUGGUUCAGUGCUGAUGCUUAACUAAUUUUAAUAAUGCUGACAGGCUGCCUGCUGUGAGGGCACUGUAAUACGCCAACCCUGGCAGCAGAGCUCUUACUUGAGAUGCUUUGUACGUGGAGCUGUGCAUGGAGCUGUCAGUCUGUAGCAAACAGCAUGCAUAAAGAUUCAUGAUUCUGGCAAUGGGGAGCGUGACGGACCUUGCUGGUCACGUUUUCAUUAGAUGCAAACUUUGAUCCCGGAUUCUUAAAAAGAGAGAGGUGCUGGCACAAAGUGAGACUGCUCUGUUAGUUCUGGCUGGAGAAAUAAGCGCUAAUGAAAAAGGAGGAAGAGUUCUGUGGCUGAGUGACUGUAUCAUGGCUACGGGGCCGACAGACGUCAUACAGUCACCUGAAACAGGGGAGACAGCCGAAGAGUACGCAGGAAAGAAAAAAUCCAGAUUUCAGACUUUCAAGAACUUCUUUGCCAAGAAGAAAAGGAAAGAACCUCCACCUCCCAGGGGGGAGAGUAACUUAAAACCUAGCCAGUCCAUCAGGGAUGUCAGCAUCUAUGUGCUUGACGCUAACGCACUUCAUUCACCGAAGGAGGCUGGGCCCAAAGGAAACAUGGGAAACAAAGCCUUGUCCCAUGACAGUGUCUUCAUUUUUGAGUCUGUAUCAGGAAGUGCGGCAGGUGACACGUCAUCUCAGGAAUGCAUACCUGGAAGAGUGAAAACUUUGCAGCUUCAGCUGCAGCAAAACAUCAGGCUUGGAUCUCCUCCUCUUGUUAUAACUGGAAAGAAAACGGAGGAUACCGGCGCAGUUUCGGAGGAUGAUGGAUUACCUAGAAGCCCUCCCGACAUUUCAACCCUUCACGAAGUUCUGGCUGAUUCACCAAGCAAGUCCUCCAACCCUGUUCAGCGUCAUAGCUCUUUGAGUUUAGGCGGGACAGACAGUGAAGAUGAACAGAUACCUUCUGGAGCUCCCUCCAGGCCCAUCAGUCCUUCGGCCUCGGCCGCUUCAGGGGCUGUGGGCUCACGGGGCAGCAGCUCCCUUCCCAUUGACUUCACCGUCCCUGCCAGCCCCCUCGGCUGCCUGGACACCUCAGCAGCCCGGCACCGCAUCGCCAUCAACCCCCGCAAACAGAAGGGCUUUACCAACAGGAGCCAGCAGAGCCAGGUGGAUCACCUAGAAAAGGAAGCAUGCCUUCAUGCAGCUCCAGAAAAGAAGGGAAAUACAACGGAAUUACUUGAGAGUGACCAGCAUGAAAGCAAUUGGGAAGGCUUAUCAGCCCAUGUGGGAUAUGAUGCGAAGGGAGAUCAUUCUAAGGAGGCACCAGGUGUAAAAUGUCCUGCUGAUGCUGACCCUGACUCCUGCAGUUCCACACCUGUGGCAGAAGACUCUUGUACUCUGCUGCAAGAAGAAGUGUGGCUUCCAGACACGGACCACCACUGUGCUGCAGCCACAUCCCUUCUGAGACCCAAAUCUCCUCCACUGAGCCUGGAGGAACAGCACAGUGCUGCAGUGCUGCACUGUUCGGAUGAGGCUGCUGGGGAACUGGAAUUACAACAGCAAAACACCAAUACAGAAGUAUCGGCACUUCCAGAAUCUCAACAAAUUGAAGCAGGAGGUGCUGUGCUUCCAGGUGUACUAGCAGCUGACUUGUUUAGCAGUGGUAUGGAAACGGAAGGUAUAACUAUAUUGGCAGAUGUUGCACAAAGGUCCCCAGCAAAAUCUGUGGGCCACAAUGUCAAAGACCAGGAAAAGGGGGGUGCACUAUUUAUUGGCAAAGUAGAAGCUUGUCUGGGUACUAAUGAGAGCUGUUCCAACCAGGCUGUCUUAGAUACCACUCUGAGCAUUUCACAAGUUGCUGGAGCUGAUUCAGAGUCUUCUUCUGACGUCAAGACAGUGGCUGUUUUGAAGUCUGAAAACAGCUCAGCAACAAGAAAUGACGACGACACUUGUGAAAAUACAGAAUUUCAGCCAUCCAAUGUCAAUGCAGAAAAAAAAACAGACAGUGCUGCAUCUGCUUUAGAAGCAGGUUGCGUGCUACCUCCCAGCCAAUUGGAAGUGUAUUUUAAAGCAGAAAUACCUUGUCCUGUUUCAAAGGAUAACCACCCUCAGCAGACCUGCACAUCACACGCUUCUGAAAAACUUUCCAUUGAAAGUCUGGCCUCUUCAAGUUUGGCCGGGCUGACGUGUCAUGUCUCUUCUAAUGAUGACUCUAAGGAGUACCAGGUAAGCAGCACAGCUUCUCACAGGAAACCAGAGAAAGACAGUCAGUCGUCAGAAGAAAAUAUACAAAGUCCACUAAAGAGUGCUGCUGCUAAACCUGUUAGGUUUACCAUUGCACCUGCAUGGCAGAGAUCUCUCUCGGGGGGUUCAAAUUCAAAGGAAGAUUCCUAUGUCAGAAGUUCCCCAACCUCCCCUGUAAGACCAGAGUUAUUUGAAGGAAUAACAAAAGAACAUGCAGUCAUCCAGGAUUCUAUAAAAAACAACUCCAACAGAUUUGAUCGAGAUUGCAAGGACGGUGAUUCACAUUUGAAUUCUUCCCUGGAGUGGGCUGACCGUGAAGCACAAAAUGCUGAAAAUCCAUUUGGGGUCAAACUAAGGAGAACUUCUUCUUUACUGAAGUACCAGAGUGAAAGCCGUGUGGAGUCACCGAAGCUGCUCCCCUCAGCUGCUCCCACUGCUUCUGCUGCGGUCAAGGAGGAUCAGAAGCCAGCGGGUGUUGGGAAGCCACCUCCAAGCCUUCCUGUCAGCACAACAUCAUUUUUAAAACAAACCAAUCUAGAAGACAAAAGUCCUCCCAGGACAAGAUCAGAAGAAGGGACAAAGAAGCAAAAUGGUACUAAACCUUCAGAAAAAGUAUCCUCUCUACAUUUAGAAACUGCUCCCUCUGAGCCGGCUUGGAUCUACAUGGCAAAACUAAAACAAAAGGGUUUCCAGGACCACCCCCUCGCCAAAGAACACAAGGCUGAAGACCAGACCUCGAGCAAAGUUGAUCAAGAGGAGCAAGUCACCUGUGGUAGUGAGAACAUACAGAAGAACAUGUCUUCUAGCUUGAGGACUCAGGAGAAGAAACCACAAAUGAAGACCAGUGUGUGUGCUGCAGCAGGUAAAGUUGGACCUAUUGCUCAGGAAGCAUCUGUGAUUCCUGCUGUUGAAAAGGAAACGAGACACUCUUCUAACCUGCCAAUGACACCAUGCAGUCCUGCUGAACCACCCUGGCUAUCCCUGGCCAAGAAGAAAGCCAAAGCCUGGAGUGAAAUGCCCCAGAUUGUACAAUAGCAAAUGACACGAGCAUCCUUCUUUGUAUUGUCAAUAGCUGCAUUAACUCCAUUCAAAUCCUUCUUCACUGUGAUCUUUUUUUUUUUUUUUCUUUGAGAAAUAAGAGCCUUAGAACAUUUGUUCGGACUGCUGUAUGUAAAUACACAGUGAAGAAAUGCCAGCCGGGGCUUAAUUUUGAAGUAUUAGCAAGCAGAGCAUUUUCUACUACCAACUACUAGGAAAACUUGAUUGUUGUCGUACACUUACGUAUUUGACUAAAAGACACUGAUGUUCUAAGAACACAUGCUUCAGGCUUUUGAAACGUUUCCCUUGCUAAAUAUGUUUUUAAAGUUUCCAUAAGUGAUCCAGUGUUUUGUGCAAUGUGGUUUUGGCUAAGGAAUUAGCAAAUGCUAUAAAAUAGAUACGAUGCUGUACACUGACACAUCAUCGUGACUCACGGGCAUUGAUGUCAUCACACUUGUGUGUAAUGCUCUAAGAUGGGCAGUCCGCAUUUGCUUCUGAUUGCUAAUGGACCUAUUAUGUGAUAGCUGCGGGAUCCAAACAGCACUGUGAGUCGGAGUAAUUUUCACUUCUGGGUAAUUUGAAAUCACACUGCUGUGGGUUGUGUGCUUUGCUCCGUGAUGCCUGGUGGAACGGCCCAGAGCCACAUGCAUCCUUUCCUCUCCCACGUGCUAGAAAACCACCACGCUUUAGCAUACACUCUGUUUCUGGUUGUACGUUUGGAAAUCUGGAAUAAUCUAUAAAAAAACCCACAAACAAAAACCAAAAAAAACCUCCUUCCUUUAAUUAUGGCCAAGAGUGGUUUCUUUUUCAUGAGAUUCAUCAGUGAACCGGCUCUUUUAAAGAGUGGGCUGGAUCAAAGGCCACUCCGUUCUUCACGUUCUUGUGGCUGUGUGAUAAAGGGGCAGCUGCUUUCCCCUGUGCAUCAUCUGUCUUUAACUGGUAACCCAACAUCAGUCUAAAAACACCAGCAUUAAUGGCAGCAGGCUACAGAAAGAAAAGCUAUGUAAAAUGGUGUUAGUGGCUUAAAAAACAAUGGCACCUACCAGUCCUUUUUGGGGUUUUUUUUUGCAGCAUUGCACAUUUAUAAUUCUUGUUUACAGCCAGUACAAAAACUGAAGGCUGACUUGGCCAAUGGGCAGUUUUUAGCUGGGUAGUUAGUAGGCGUUUUUGAGGAAAAAGUUAUGGGAUUAAUUGCAAAACAAGAAAUCAGCUCAUUAGAAAGACUUCAAUCUUCCAGUCUUGGCUUGAAUUUAAAUAUGUAGAACACAAUAAUUGUAAACAGUAUUAAUUAGGAGCUAGAUUGUGGACUUUUUUAUAUAGGUAAAAACUUACCCAAAUAGGCUCACUGAAGCUAUAGAUUCUGUUUGCUUUGUACUAACACAGAGUAAGAGUUUUGGGGCUGGUUUGUUAAUCCAGGCCUAUUUUACUACUUGUUUUCUCUCUUUUAAGAGUCAUUUCUUCACUUGCAAAGAUCUGAAGCAUCUGUAUUUCUCUGAAGCUUUUGAGCAUAAUGUAAAUGAACAUACUCACUUUGAUUCCUGAAGUUCUGCCCAGCUGCCAUCCCAUCAGCUGCUUACUGACCUUGUGUAAAACACAAGUAUUUCUUUAUUCAGCAAACUCUUCUCUUUCAGUUUGUGUGGGUUGUGGGCCUUUCCCUCAACUACUGCAAAUGAUACUAGAAUCUCUCUUUCUCUGUUGUUGCUUUUGGUCUUAAUACUGUUCCUUUUAUGUUUGGUAUGUACAUAUGCUUUUGUAAUCCUUGUCUUGAAGGAACCCCUUUUGUAUUCCAUUCUCAUUUUUAUUUUACUAUUAAAUGCAGUUGUCAAUGGUGAUGA
Numida meleagris (helmeted guineafowl) is the source of this 5242-nucleotide messenger RNA. RefSeq names its product KIAA1210 ortholog. NCBI's taxonomy places the organism in Eukaryota, Metazoa, Chordata, Aves, Galliformes, Numididae. The coding region runs from base 492 to 3404 and encodes 970 amino acids. The record is from RefSeq and is a predicted model, not a curated record. The transcript is spliced from 12 exons.